Molecule: messenger RNA, 7798 nt
Organism: Tachysurus vachellii
Lineage: Eukaryota; Metazoa; Chordata; Actinopteri; Siluriformes; Bagridae
Gene: sbno2a
Product: strawberry notch homolog 2a
Exons: 32
Coding region: 242-5119 (1625 amino acids)
Biological process (GO): regulation of DNA-templated transcription
Cellular component (GO): nucleus
Molecular function (GO): histone binding; chromatin DNA binding
Source: RefSeq, a predicted model, not a curated record
AAAAUUAAAAUGGCGACGCUGACCAGGAAGUGAGAUAAACAACCGUGCCGAAAGAAAUAUGGAUUAAUUUCGGAAUUUCAUACGGUCUAAAACAGAUUCUAGGGACUGUCGGUCGCCGAGGUGAGGAAAAUCGCGAGGAAAUGAGUAUUCACUGUAUCCGACAUGGCUGGAAUAUGAUGAAAUGCAUCUCUCCAUUGGGCACGCUGGCCAGCUUAGUCCCUGUGGUGCUGCAUAGAGCCUGAUGCCCAUUCUCGCAACAUCUGUCGUCAUGGACACGGAGGACUUCCUGCACCCAGAGGGCCCUCAGCUGGAGAGCCCCGAAUACAUUGCACCCAGUCCUCCACUCCCCAGUGCCGGCGAGACUCAGCUGUUUUCCUCUAACUCGUGGCCAUUUCCCCAGCAGCCUCAGUACAACCAGUACAGCUAUCCUAUGCAACAAUCUGGGAGGCAGUUCCAGGUCAACCCCCCAUCUGUGGACGAGUUCAUCUCAUUCGCUGAAGUGGAUUUCCCUGACCUCACAUCAGGCAGAAAUGGAGACUUCCAACCAGACCUGUCGUGUAUGGAUGACCUGUCCAACACGUCCCUGUUCUCUUCUACCCCUGAGUCUCUUACUGAAUAUACUGACCCUCCUGGCAUUAGCAUUGAUUGCCUGUCCCACACAACCAGCGAGGGCUUUGCCUCAACACAAGCAUUCUGGGACACACCUGGACAUAGCCAGAGACAGUCACCCAGGUUUCCAGGUUUACAUAUCAAUCCCAUCUUGAACAACCAACAAUUUACAGGAUUUAAGCUCACUGAAAUCAGUCAGACUCCGCCAGAGGAGGAAGAGGAGGCAGAUGAGGAAGAGACAGAAGAACUUGGCCACGUAGACACUUAUGCUGAAUACAAGCCGUCCAAAUCUACUAUAGGAAUUUCUCAUCCAGACUUUGUGGUAGAGACCAGCACUCUCUCCAGUGUCCCUCCCCCAGACAUCAGCUACACACUCUCCAUCCCAGAAAACACUAUCCGGACUGGCCAGCUUUCUGCCCUGCAGCUCGAAGCGAUCAUUUAUGCCUGCCAGCAACAUGAGGUUAUCCUGAAGAAUGACCAGAGGGCAGGUUUUCUGAUUGGGGAUGGAGCGGGUGUGGGAAAGGGUCGCACUAUAGCUGGCAUCAUACUGGAGAACUACUUAAAAGGAAGGAAGCGAGCCCUGUGGUUCAGUGUGUCUAAUGAUCUGAAGUAUGAUGCAGAAAGAGACCUCAAGGACAUAGAUGCCCCAAAUAUUCCUGUGUUUGCUUUAAACAAGAUUAAGUAUGGAGACACAGCUACCUCAGAGGGUGUCCUGUUUGCCACAUACUCAGCGCUGAUCGGGGAGAGUCAGGCAGGGGGACAGCACCGCACUCGACUCAAACAGAUAUUGGAUUGGUGUAAACCUGGCUUUGACGGAGUCAUUGUGUUUGAUGAAUGCCAUAAAGCCAAAAAUGCGACAUCUACGAAGAUGGGCAAAGCUGUCCUGGAUCUGCAGAAUAAGCUGCCCCGCGCCAGGGUGGUGUAUGCUAGUGCCACAGGUGCCUCUGAGCCAAAGAACAUGAUCUAUAUGAGCCGGUUGGGGAUUUGGGGAGAGGGAACACCUUUCAAAACAUUUGAGGACUUCCUACAUGCCAUUGAGAAGAGGGGUGUUGGCGCCAUGGAGAUAGUUGCCAUGGAUAUGAAAGUCAGUGGCAUGUACAUAGCCCGGCAGCUCAGCUUUUCUGACGUGAGGUUUCGGAUCGAGGAAAUCACACUGGAUAAAGAGUUCAAGGUGGUCUACAACAAGGCGGCACGUCUGUGGGCUGAAGCUCUGGAAGUGUUCACCAGGGCUGCAGAUAUGCUGGGACUUGUCUCCCGUAAGUCCCUCUGGGGUCAGUUUUGGUCCUCUCACCAGCGCUUCUUUAAAUACCUCUGUAUUGCCGCCAAAGUGCGCCGCCUCGUGGAGCUCGCAAAGGCUGAGAUAAAUCGUGGCAAGUGCAUUGUGAUUGGACUACAGUCUACUGGUGAGGCCCGCACUCGUGAGGUUCUGGAUGAGAAUGAUGGACAUCUAGACCGAUUCGUCUCUGCAGCUGAGGGUGUGUUUCAGUCUCUGGUUCAGAAGCACUUUCCAUUAGAGAAACCGAAGAGAGAAAAGACGGCUGGAAAUAAAAGAAAGCGAAAACCGAGAGGUCGUCCACCCAAAUUUCCAAAGCACUGUGUAGAGGUGGGUGGAGUUAUUAAGAUCAGCGAUGGUUCAGAUUCAGACUCCGAGGACAUGGAUAGUGACUCAAACUCGUCCCCUGAUUCACUGCAAGACAAUGAUGACGUCAUCUUUGUUAACCACAUCAAUGGACCUACUGCAAAACUGGAGGAGUUGAAACAUGGCCUGCUGGCUAAGAUAGCAGAGCUGGGAAAGGAGCUUCCUCUUAACACAUUGGAUGAGCUUAUUGAUCAAUUUGGAGGGCCAGAGAAAGUGUCUGAAAUGACUGGUCGCAAGGGUCGAGUGGUGCGGAGGCUGGAUGGGAGGGUGCAGUAUGAAUCACGUGCUGAACAAGGAUUCACCAUCGACCACGUGAACAUCAAAGAGAAGGAACGCUUUAUGGCUGGUGAAAAGUUGGUGGCGAUCAUCUCAGAGGCUGCAAGUUCAGGGAUUUCUCUACAGGCAGAUAAACGUGUGAAGAAUAAAAAGAGAAGGGUGCACAUGACACUAGAGCUGCCAUGGAGUGCUGACCGCGCCAUCCAGCAAUUCGGUCGGACUCAUCGCUCUAACCAGGAAACGGCUCCAGAGUACAUCUUUUUGAUCUCAGAGUUAGCAGGAGAGAGACGCUUCGCUUCCAUUGUGGCCAAGCGCCUGGAGAGUUUGGGGGCACUGACACAUGGUGAUAGACGAGCCACUGAGUCCAGAGAUCUGAGCAAAUACAACUUUGAAAACAAAUAUGGCACAAAAGCUUUGGAUAAAAUCACUAAAGCCAUCCUGAGAUGCAUUGAAAACAAAGUUCCUCCACCAAAAGGCUAUCCAGGGGGUGAAGCAAGAUUCUUUACAGAAAUGAAGAAAGGGAUGAUUGACGUGGGUAUUUUCUGUAAGGAGCCACGCUUUGGCCUCAACACAGAGAAAGACUGCACCAUCACUAAAUUCUUGAAUCGGAUUCUGGGCCUGGAGGUGCACCAGCAGAACUUUCUCUUCCAGUACUUUAUUGACAACUUUGAAUACCUGAUUGACAAGGACAAAAAGGAAGGCAAAUAUGACAUGGGAAUACUUGAUCUGGCGCCAGGUAAUGAUGAGAUUCAUGAAGAGAAACAGGAAGUGUUCCUGACUCCUGGGAACCCCCAAGAAGGCCAGGUCAUCCUCUAUAAGAUCAGCGUGGAUCGGGGGAUGCCGUGGGCCGAUGCCGUGCGCAAAUCAGAGACAUUAACUGGGGAAUACGAGGGGUUCUAUCUUUCUCACAAGCUACGAGGGAGCCAGCCGUGUGUGUUGCUUGCUGAGCAAGGCAGGGGUCGUAAUCUUGUUGUCUAUAAGCCUAACAUCGGUAGGCAGGCCCAUCCUGAGAAUCUGGAGAAUCUGCUGCAGCGAUACAGAAAGGUGACACCAGAAGAGGCCAAAGACUGCUGGGAGAAUCAGUUUGUCUUCUCGUUUCAGAAGUGUAGCCACGCCAACUGGAAAGGUAAAUGUAAGCAGGUGGAGCAGGGUCAGGAGUGUUGGCUGGGCAUGCGUCUGCGACAGUAUCACAUGCUGUGUGGGGCUUUGCUAAGAGUGUGGAAGCGAGUCGCAGAUGUCGUCUCUGACAUCACCAACUCUAGCAUCCUGCAGAUUGUGCGCCUCAAAACUAAACAGAACAGCAAGCAAGUUGGUAUAAAGAUACCAGAGAACUGUGUGGAGCGUGUGCGCAGCGAGCUCUCUCAGAUGGAUGCCGAGGUGAAGCGAGCUCGCCAGCAGAAGGAGCUGAAAGCGCAGGAGCGUGCAAAGGAACAGAGCAUCCGCCAGGAGCUUCUCAGGUUUGAGCAGCAGAAACUCCUCUACAGACACAAGAACUUGAGUCACACUGCUAUGCAUCUAGCAAACCCUCCACCAUACCCAGGCUCACAUCCUAUCCAGGCUGCCCUGCCCAAAAGCCAUGCUGUGGAUGAAGUGCUGGACCUCACUCUCAGCCCCUGCCCCUCCCCUGAGCCAAAACCGACUCAUGCAAACGGAACACUGAGCCUGAACGGAGUAGCAGGAUUGAACGGCAUCUUUGGCAUGCGGAGAGGAACCGGGGAAGGAGGGCUGAAGUUCCCCGAGACGUUUCACCUGGAAGAGCUGAUCUCACAGGAGCAGCAGAGGGAGAGACGACCGACCUUACAGCACAACAUGGCCCAUAACAGCAUAGAAACCCUGCAAACCAUCCACACACUGAAGCAGCACACAGCUUUGAGCGUGCUGCAGCAAAACAGGGCAAACCCGGGACACUUGCUCACUCCCCAGCAGAACUCUAGUCAGUUCAACACACAGCUUCUGAGACACAAUGGGAGCAAACCAGACAUUAACCCACUAGCCAACCACGGCAUUCGUGUGCAGCAGUUUCCACAGCGUGUGAACUCCAUGUCACGACCACCUCACUUGCUUCAGCCAUCUCAGCAUCUACAGCAGGAUGGUCAUCAACACUCACUGAUGCACACACACGCACGCAGUUUGCAUACACAUGUGCGGGAAAACAAAAUGCCAGUCAACGAACCUGCUCCUCUUUCUUUAAAACUGGGUCCGCAGUCUCAGCAGGGGUCACUUAGCAGCCAGUCUGUAACCGAGAAUUCUGUAACUCCACAGAACAACUUCGGUUUUAACCUUGACCUCCUCAGUCAUCCUUCAUACUCGGUAACCCCUCAAGCCCCUCCCUCACCGUCAUUUUCUUGUUCCACGCCCGGGACUUCGUCAAUCUUCUCAUCAGACCCCCAGCCGCCUUCACUCUCUGACUCCAUCUCCCCUUCUUCUCUGUUUGCGCCUUUGUCCGAGCGACUGCCUCUUUCAUUAUCCAACGGCCACUGCAGCAUGGACGCCCAGGAUUCCCACAAGGGCCUCGAUCGAAUGGCUCGUGGAGGUUCAGCGGACCGCCGCCACUCAGUCAUUCAGUAUAAUUCUCCAGACUGGGACACCACCUAGUGGCCACUAAUGCCUGCAAAUUUAUAUCACCACUGUACAUGCACAUGGCAGUACUGUUGCUUUUCUUUACUGUGAUCUCAGCAUGUCUGGCUGAGGUAUUUUGCAGUAGGUGUUUUUAUUCCUUCAAUUUGUCCCCGUCCCCCACCUCAGAUCAUUCAUCCACUGGCUAUAGUGUAGUUCUUUACACCAUCAACAACAUUACUUCUGUCACUGAAAUUAAGGUCCAUUAAUUAGCUUGGCAUUGGUAGUUUUAUGGCUCGUGGGUUAGGUGAGGUUGUCAAGCGUGGUGAUGAUAUCAGAGUGGUUUUAUUCGACAUGGCCCACAUGGUCUUUGUCCUACAUCAACAAUUAAAACAUUUUUAGACCACUACACUAGUUCAGAUUUCUAGGAAAUUUAUGACUGAAUAUGGUUUAAUCAUCUCAACUCUGUUGCAAAGCAUUACCUUACUUAACACAUCUGCUGUUGCUUCUUCUGAUUGAUGCACAUUUCAUCCUUUUUCCAUUUAUUAUUUUUUUUUUUUUGUUACCGACCAAAUGCGUGUCAUCACAAAUGCUGAUCAGUUUGGAUUAUCAGAACAACUGUAGACAUCCUGGAAAGCCCUCAUCAGUGCACCUUUAAUACUAUAGAAAUGUCAAAUACGUGAUGUAUAUUUAUUUAUAAGGUCCUCUGGGCUUUUGUCACACCUACUCCUGCUUCCUGUUGAAAAUUGAACCAGACCUGGAAGAAAAUGCCUUUAGCUCAGUCAGUGCCUUUGUAUCAUUAAGAUGCAGUCAACAAUAUUGUGUGUGCGUGCGUGUGUCCGCGUGCAUGUGUGUAUGUUCUAUAAAAGCAGAUUAAAUGCAUAUUAUUUAUUAUUGCGAUCAUCAUCUUUCUCCCUCUACGAGGAUGUCUGCUCUAUUUCACCAGAGGGGCUCAAUGACUUAGAAAUUUAUAAUUCUGCUGUUUUACAUAUUGACCCAUGAAUUUUUUCCCCCCCAUAAUUCCAUGGGCCUGAGCCUGAGUAGAGGGAUGAAUGGCUGGAAAUAUCUAGGGUAUGAAAAUAAAGCUAACAAACUUCAUCCCUAGAUUCAUGAAGUACUCUAUUUGCUUUAUUGCUCGUUUUGUACUUUCUCAGGUAUAGCGUAUACUUAUUACUGUCCAGACCAAUUAUUAUUUAACUAAAAUAUAAAAACUAAAGGACCUUUUUUAAACUUUAGGGGUUGGACACCAAAUUAUUUAUUAGGCAACUCCGUCAUCUUAAGAGCUUUUUAUUUUUAUUUUAUUUUAUUUUUUUCUUCUUCCCUAAACCAAUUACAACAGUUAAUAUACUGGACCUCAUGCAAACCUCAGUCUCCUUCCUGAGGGAGCAAAACAUUUAGCAAUAAAGAUAAAUUCACCCCUUGAAUUUCUUUUUUUUUUUUUUUUUUUUUUUUUUUUUUUAAAUAAGAGCUUGAUGCUUGAUUAAGAUUCUUGUUAGGCUCUCAUUUUCUUUUAAUAUUUUUCAUAUGUAUCAGAAGAAUAUUAUAUUUAAAAAAAAAAAAGGAAAAAAAAUAUUACUAAGGAUACGUUUCUUAUGAGGUCAAGAUAUUCUUGUAAAGGUGGAAUGGAAGCAAUUUAUUGUCUUUGGUGUCGUCGUUCUUGAUGUUUGUAUUCUUGUUCUAAUGACUAUAAUUAUUGUUAUUUAUAUUCAUGGGACAUUUUAGUGGUGAAUAGUCCUGGUUAUAAUCUUGUAGUUUAACACUUUUAAACGUCUUGUUCGGGUCUUCUCUUCCUUUCUUCAUGUAUUCUCUAUUUGCGAACAGAAAAAAGUCAAAGCUUCGUUUAACUCUCCACCAAACAUUACUGCACUGCCUUGCACCAUGUCCAGCAUCGCUGUGUCAUUUCUUUCACACUAAGUGAUUCAAAUGUGCAGACUCUCUUUAUUGGGCUUUAGCCAUUGAUCCCAGUCACACCAAAGUCUCCUGCUUGGUCUUGUGUAAUCUCAGGAAAAGUUAGGGAAUCUUUUUAAGCAAUGCACAGCAGUGAAACACUGUGCUGCAUUUCUGACUACUGUAUUUCUUAGACUUGAGUUUUUCAAUAUUUCAAAAAAAAGAAAAAAAAAAAAAGACAAAACUAUCAGACUAUGAAAUGGCUUUCCGAUAUCCCGCAUAUUGAUUAGUAAAACCUGCCCAAACAAAAAAAAAAAUCUCCACUGAUUGGACAGUCAGUUUCUUGUUCUUUUUGGUCAUCACUGUCCUGUUUACUGUAUGUUAUUGUAAAUGGUUCCUUUUCAAUGUGUCUCUAAUCUGAGAUAUUCGCCCACUGUGUAAGAGAUGAGAUUUGCUCUGUUGUUACUCAGAAACUCGUCCAAUUUCUAUCCUCUUUCUCUACCCAAUCUUUUAUAUCCUGUCUAAGGCCUAAAAGAAAUCAUGAAACAAACACUUUCAUAACAAAAUACAAAACAUUUAUUAAAAGUGCUACUGAUUGUAUGUAUUAUUAUUGUUAUUUCCAGUUAAAAUUUAUUUUAAGCACUUUUUCCUUGGGCUUCUGUAUUUUACCUGAAUAUUUAUGUUAUUUUAGUUGUGAAAUGUACAUAUUGUAAACAACUGUGCCUUUUGAUUCAUUCUGAAAGUUUUCUACAACAUAACAGAAGGAAUAUAUUGUAUCGCAAUAUUAAUUUUGUUAACAAACAAAAUAAAAGUUUAAAGAGUUUGUUGAAA